AUGCCAAAAGGAGGAAUUCUAUUGAAAAACAGAGUCCCUGAAAACAUCAUAUUUUGAUUAUCUCAUUUUGAAAUCAGUAUAAACUUUCCUAGGCUCUAUUGAAGUCAAAGGAUUUUAAAUUUUAUAGAUGAGCUACUCCAGCAAGUUUCAACUGGCCACAAGUUUUCUAUCAAAAAGUAUUAUCAUCCUAGUCAAAUUAGUUCUCAGGUAACCAGCUUAUACAUUAAGAGCAUGCAUCUGGGUUUCUUCGUUUUAAAAUUCUGUAUCUCUCAUAAUUCUCUCCAAGUAUUUUUAAUUAUGAGAUAUCAUAACGAUGACCCCCCCUCAAUCUUCAUGUCUAUUGCAACAAAAACGCAAUUUUUUUAAUAUAAAAUUUUAUAUAAAAAAAAUAAUAAUUUUCAUGUCUCUUGCAACAAAUUAUAUACAUUAAAAUGGCGACACGUGUCAACUUGCCCUCUUGGCGCAGCAGUCCAGACCUUAUGGCUACGGCUAAUUUGGACGGACUCCGAUCCGAGAAUCAGACGCAGGCUCAAGAAGUGUGUAUCCGGGUAGGUUUUGGGCUGGUUUCCUGUGGUUGGAAAUGGAGGUGCUCAACAACGUCCUUUGUAUCCGAGACCCAUGGGCAUUCCUCUACUGAGAAACUGGGGGUUUCGGCCCCAGGCCACAGGGGAAAAAGUUUUUUUCCUGUAGCUGUCGAAGAAAAGCACUUUGACACCCGAUAGACUCCAAGGAGCUGAUCCUUGGAAUCAAGCUACUCCAAUCGCCCGUAGCAGGCCGCAGAAAUCCAUAAGCCGCCCACUGAAGACUGAAGCUGCAAGGCAAAGAGGAGACAGAAUGUACCGGAAGAGCACUCGUAAGAGGGAUAGAUUCUCUGGGCUGGAGUCGAAAAGCGGUAGAACCUUCCGUACGGGAGGUCUUUGGUGACUGCGUCACCAAUAUGGCUAGCGCCUGUUUGUAAUAAUCCUAAUCCUCUUGCAACAAAUUUUUGAUUCGCAUCUUAAAUUUUUCCGUACUUUUAGUUAGAUAAGUUUAAUAAAAUGGCGAGCAAUAACAAUAUCCAUCCAAAUCUCGAUGAGAAGGUCAUUGGCAAGCCUACAGCAGCGCUGUUUUAUGUUUUUUUAAGAAACUCACCUAGAGGAAAAUGCAUUAAUUGUUUUUUUAUAAAAAAUGUUGAGUUGCAGUAGGCAUGAAGAUUUUUUCGAAAAAUUUUUGUUGCAGUAGACAUGAAGAUUGAAGGGGGGUCAUCGUUAGUUUAAAAUCCUUCCAAAAUUCUUUCAAAUAUUUUCCAAAAACCAUCCCCUUAUAA
Messenger RNA from Blepharisma stoltei, 1306 nucleotides. The record is from the annotation of a GenBank genome assembly. Lineage: Eukaryota; Ciliophora; Heterotrichea; Heterotrichida; Blepharismidae.